AUGUCCUUCUUGGUGAAUCCGUCCACAGAAGAAGAAGAGGAAGACAAUCUGACCGAAGAUGAACCCAACGCUACUACAAUAUCCGUAGACGACAAAAAUCAAACAUUCAAUUUGGCUGCCCUAAACCAAUUUUGGCCCAAAGCAAUCGAGGAAAUCAGAAAGAUUGGAACAUUAGACUUAUUAAAACCACAAGCAUUACCACUAACUAGAAUAAAAAAAGUGAUGAAAUUAGAUGACAAUGUAAAAAUGGUCAGUGCAGAGGCUCCAAUGUUGUUCUCAAAAGCUGUGGAAAUAUUUAUCAAUGAAUUGACUCUUUGGGCUUGGACUCAUACCGAACACAACCGUCGAUCGACGCUACAAAGAAAUGAUGUUGCUAUGGCGAUCACCAAGUAUGACCAAUUUCAUUUUCUUAUUGACAUAGUGCCUAGAGAAGAAGCAAAAAUUGUUCCAAAACAAGUUAAGACUUCGCUGAAUCCCGAACAAAUUCCAAAUAAUACAUCAAAUAUUACAAGUACUUCAACCACUGUAACAGGAAGUCAGCCACAAGUUAUACAGUUACAAGGCAAUACUCAGGCAUUAAAUACAAACUCAAAUAGCGUACUUCAAUUAAUACAACAGGUUAUUACUCCAACCGGAGAAAUUCAACAUAUACCUUUACAAAUUAACUUCCAUCAACUGCAAAUGCUUCAUAUGCAAAUUCAAAAUUAUCCUCAAUUUCAACAAGUUCAAGUGGUUCAGUCUCAACCUCAAAUCAUACAAGUGGCCUCACAAGCCAAUGAACCUACGCCAGUAUACAUAUCUCAACCAACUAUUAAUCCAUCGUCAAGUCCAGAAUAA
Messenger RNA from Macrosiphum euphorbiae (potato aphid), 837 nucleotides. NCBI's taxonomy places the organism in Eukaryota, Metazoa, Arthropoda, Insecta, Hemiptera, Aphididae. The record is from the annotation of a GenBank genome assembly.